GUUUUUUUUUUUUUUUUGCCUUCGGCUUUUCAGGUCUUCGCUCUUAUUUAUCGGCCGCGACUCCCUGUUUUUUUUUUGUCGCUUUUGAGCUCUAGUUGUCAGCUCGCAAUUGCUCGAUUUCUCGAUACGCUGUGAGCCAGUUAUUCCUGGGUCCUCUGGUGCGACACGAUCAAUGAGCACCAAUUGCCAAAGAACACUUGUUGACUUCUCCAAACAAACACGUCGUGGGUCCGCUUUCUGUUUUGCUUUUUUGUUUUUUUUGUUUUGCUUUUAUGUUUUUUUGUUUUGCUUUUAUGUUUUUUUGUUUUGCUUUUAUGUUAUUUUGUUUUGCUUUUAUGUUUUUUUGUUUUGCUUUUAUCUUUUUCCUCACUUUGGCUCGAUCUCUGCAAGACGGGGUUCCGAAUAUGCGCUUCCUGGCUGAUGCCAAAACUGGUUUGCGCUGCUGGAAUCGGCUGGUAUGCGAUAAGCGUCCGC
Molecule: messenger RNA, 474 nt
Organism: Metschnikowia bicuspidata var. bicuspidata NRRL YB-4993
Lineage: Eukaryota; Fungi; Ascomycota; Pichiomycetes; Serinales; Metschnikowiaceae
Exons: 1
Coding region: 173-421 (82 amino acids)
Source: RefSeq, a predicted model, not a curated record